Aspergillus pseudoviridinutans is the source of this 1536-nucleotide messenger RNA. Its product is annotated as cytochrome P450. Gene Ontology annotation, molecular function: iron ion binding; heme binding; monooxygenase activity. Lineage: Eukaryota; Fungi; Ascomycota; Eurotiomycetes; Eurotiales; Aspergillaceae. The transcript has 6 exons. The coding region runs from base 1 to 1536 and encodes 511 amino acids. The record is from RefSeq and is a predicted model, not a curated record.
AUGUCUCAUUUCGUUGGUGUCGUCAACGCAGUACCUACCUUCGUUCUGCUCUCGGCGUUUGCUUUAGCAGCAAGGCUUUUCUAUGGGUUCUUUCGUCCGCCUCAAAAUGAUAUCAACAAGUACCCGUUAGUAAACGGACGCAAAUGGUGGAGCUUGUUCGCUACAGAGCAGAAAGCCAAGUUCGUCGUGGACGCUGGUGGUCUUAUCGACCACGGAUUGAAGACGGCUGGAAAAGCUUUUCGAUUGCAAACAGAUGAUGGGGUUCAAAUCGUUCUCGCUGGAGAAUAUGCCGACGGCUUAAGAAACAAUCCAGACUUGAACUUCGGUAAAAUCAGCGCCGAGGAUUUCCAUGCGCAUAUUCCUGGUUUUGAGCCUUUCCGACAAGGAUCCUCCAAUGACGAGAUCUUCCACAAGGCCGUAAGAGAAAACCUCACGCAUGAUUUGGAAAGUCUGAAUCGUCCCCUUUCGGCCGAGGCAGCUGUUGCGCUGCAGCACCAUUGGUCUGAUAAUCCAGAAUGGCAUGAGGUUGAACUUAAGUCCACGAUGUUGCACAUCAUCUCUCAGCUAUCCUCCCGUGUAUUCCUAGGCACGGAGCUGUGUCGCAACCCAGAUUGGCUACGUGUUACUAGGGAUUACACUGUGGAUGCGAUCCAGGCCGCCCAAGACCUUCGUGUCUGGCCUCCAAUGACGAGAUCUUGGGUCCAUUGGUUCAUCCCCUCUUGCCGUAAGCUCCGAUCUGAUCUCGCCCAAUGUAAAGAUCUCGUCAACCCUGUGCUUGAAAAGCGUCGACUUGACAAAGAGAGGCGUGCCGCCGAAGGCCUGAAGCCAGAAGAGUAUCUCGACGCCAUGGAGUGGAUGGAGCAGGCUGCCAAGGGCCAGCCCUAUGACCCCGCAAUUUCACAGGUCAUGAUGGCUAUGGCAGCCAACUUUUCUGGUUCUGAUGCUUUGACGCAGGUCAUUUUCGAUCUUUGUGGCCAGCCGGAACUGGUGCGCGACCUGCGAGAGGAAAUUAUUUCCGUAAUCAGCGAGAGCAACUGGAAUAAGUCCACGAUUUAUAAGCUCAAGCUCAUGGACAGCGUCCUCAAGGAAAGCCAGCGUAUAAAGCCAGCAGCCGUCGCGCUCAUGCGGCGUUACGCACUCAAGGACACCACUUUGCCCGAUGGAACCAAGUUUCCCAAGGGCUCGAAGCUCAUGGUCUCCGCCUCCGACUCCUGGGACGACUCUAUUUACCCAGAUGCCAAAACAUUUGAUGGCUAUCGGUUCUUGCGUAUGCGCGAGGCCGGCGAUGUUGCAAACGCACAAUACGUCUCUACCGGAUCCAGUGUCUUGGGCUUCGGACACGGGAAGCAGGCUUGUCCGGGUCGUUUCUUCGCGGCCAAUGAGCUCAAAAUUGCGCUUAGCCAUAUUUUGCUAAAGUAUGAUUUUAAGCUUGCACCCGACACGAAGCCCCAGUCAUCAACCUACGGUUUGUUCCUGCAGGCGGACUCCAAUGCUCGACUUAUGAUUCGGAGAAUUAAGGAAGAAAUUGAGUUAUAA